This is a messenger RNA of Exophiala xenobiotica, 2302 nucleotides long. RefSeq lists its product as uncharacterized. Gene Ontology annotation, molecular function: DNA-binding transcription factor activity, RNA polymerase II-specific; sequence-specific DNA binding; zinc ion binding. The transcript has 8 exons. Bases 1 to 2196 code for a protein of 731 amino acids. The record is from RefSeq and is a predicted model, not a curated record. Gene Ontology annotation, biological process: positive regulation of transcription by RNA polymerase II; DNA-templated transcription. Lineage: Eukaryota; Fungi; Ascomycota; Eurotiomycetes; Chaetothyriales; Herpotrichiellaceae.
AUGACCCCACCCGCGACACACCUUCAAGUCACCGCCCUUCUAUGUGCCAACUUCUACUUCGGAUUCUUCCGCAUUUACUUCCUUCCCUUCUCUUCAUGCUUCAUUGAUUUCAACGGCCAAACUUAUUCCGUACCUACUCUGUACAUCGGGAUUGAUGCACGCUUGUCCGUGAUGUCCAGUCAAUCAUUGUCACCGUCACUGGGCCGACGCUCCUCUGUGCCACGCACAAGGGUGUCGCGUGCUUGCGUCGCAUGCCGACAGAAGAAGCAGAAGUGUGACGGUCGCACUUCUUCCUGCAAUAACUGUCUCAGAGCAAACCGCGCAUGUAUCAGUCAGGAUCCAGCCACCAAACGGCCACAUCCUCGUGGGUACCUGGAAUCCCUCGAGCAGCACAAUUCGUUACUGGAGCAGCACAAUUCCUUACUUGAGGACCGUGUCACUUGCCUCGAACGGAAGGUUCGAGAACUCCAACCAGACGCAGACAUAGACCUAUUGGAAACCAGCCCAGCCGAAGACGGCGGUGACGCUCGAGAUGAUGCUCGUUCGGCACGCGACAUGUGCAGCCCUGGCAGCCCUGCCGAUGCAGGCUCUGGAGAGGGUAUCAACAUCGAUAGCCCCCCGGAUCUCUCGAGCUUGGAACUACUAUGUCUGCGCGCGGCCGGCGCGGAACCUCAUUACUUUGGGGCUUCAUCUGCCUACUCUUUUACCAAGAUGUUUUCCGCCUCUCUCCGGGCGGUGCGCGCACAAGGGCCCGGUAUGACCAUGUCUGGAAUCGCGGAUAGUACGGUUCAAGCCCGUGCAAAAGCGACCCCGGCUCCUCUGCCUGGCAGAGCUUACACCAGCAUGUUGACAUCGGCCUACUUUGAGCAAGUCCAUCCGCAGUUCCCAUUUCUCCACCAACCGACUUACCUACAGUGGGAGGAAGAAGUCAUGACAGCCUGCGAGAGCGGUUAUACUCCUAACCCAACGAAAGCAUUCUUUGUCUUUGCGUUGUGCGCAGUAGGAGUCCUGACCGGGCCACUGGCUGGCGGGUCGCUUUCCGAGGGCUUGUACGCAUCGGCGGAGAAUUUGUUUGAGCAUGUCAUGCAGCUCAACACUCUUGAAUCCAUACAGGCCAUUCUAUGUUGUGCCAUGUAUUCGAUCCGAUCCCCGGUGGGCGUGUCAUUAUGGAUGCUCUCUGGGCUUGCUCUUCGACAAUGUACCGAGUUAGGCCUCCAUCGAAAGAUGCCUUGGGACAAACUCGAUUCCGAUGUCUUGAAGACACAGAUCAGAAGGCGCGUGUUUUGGUGCUGUUACAACCUAGAUCGGGCCAUGUCCAUCACUCUCGGACGGCCACAGAGCAUUACGGAUGGCGAUAUUGACGUCGAGUUUCCCCUUGACAUUGACGAUGAGAACAUCACGGCGUCGGGCCUGUUGAGUGAACCAAGGAUGUCCAAUACCGAUGCAAGCACCACCAUGUCCGGCGCGAUUCAUACACUCCGCCUCCGACGGAUUUGGGCCCGCAUGCAAUGUUCAAUCUAUCCCCAAGUCGGCGCCGAGGUCACAAUAACACCGGAUUUGCUGAUCGACGAUUUCAGGCGUGAGCUCGGCGAGUGGCUCGAAGCUUCUCCGUUUCAACUCUCGUCGAAUCGCAAACACAACAAUAGUUUCGGCGCCCGAAUAUGGUUUGACGUUAUGUAUCACCACUCCAUCCUUCUCCUCCACCGCUACCGUCUGAUGAACUCUCGGAGCAGUGUUCCCUCCGCGACAUACCUGGAGUGUGCUCAAUCGGCGGCGCAACUUUGCAAUGGUUAUCGACAAUUGUACGUGAGCAACCGUCUCAAUGACACCUGGGGAGGACUGCACAACUUAUUCCUCGGCGGGCUGACGUUCCUGUGCUGCUUGUGGUCGAGUCCCGAAGUGAGGACACAGUUCCGCGUGGACAAGGUGACCACGACCUGCACGGGGACUUCUGUCGUUUUAGCCAUCAUGGCCGAACGGUGGGCGGCGGCUGGGCCGUACCGGGAUGCUUUUGACAUGCUUACUGAAGCGACCUUGACCAUGGUGGCCGAGUCGGGCACGACAUCCACUGAACCGACUUUUCCGGUCUUGUCGUGUUCAGCCAACGGCCAGUUUUCCGGCUACUUGUCGCACAUGGCCGAGGUCGGGAUUGGUGCUUCCGUAGAGGAACUCCUAUCGAGUAUGUUGGAGUUCUAGUAUCAGCAUUGCCGCACCAAGUUAGUCCUGGCACCGGUCAGUGGGCAGUGGCACAUCGUCGUGUGGGAGCACAUAUCCCUUCUCAUCCACAUUCACUUGGUGCACG